This is a messenger RNA of Cyphellophora attinorum, 1359 nucleotides long. RefSeq names its product Esterase EstD. The record is from RefSeq and is a predicted model, not a curated record. The transcript has a single exon. Lineage: Eukaryota; Fungi; Ascomycota; Eurotiomycetes; Chaetothyriales; Cyphellophoraceae. The coding region runs from base 1 to 1359 and encodes 452 amino acids. Gene Ontology annotation, molecular function: carboxylic ester hydrolase activity.
AUGGCUGCCCAAGUAGCGACUAUCAACACGGCUCUCGAAGCCUUCCGCGAUGGUGACAAGACCAAGUUUCGGUCCAUGUUCUGGACGCCAUAUAAGCUGAUACUGACUGAUCAUCGGGCCAGCUCAGUGUUUGAUCUAUCCACUUUCAUGCUCGGGCCACUCAAGUCGUGGACCACACCAGAAAUACACAAAGAUGGCUACAUCAAGCAGUACAAGACCAUGGCCAAAUUCGAGCGAACAUACCAAGCCCUGACCUUCGGCAUCUGGGGCAACUCACUGAUGGGUCUAGGCAUCGGCAACGCGAUGGACCUGGGCCUAAUACCACCGUGGAAAGCCCCUUCAUACGUAGACAGCAGCUCCUUCACCGAACAAGACAUCACCAUUCGCCCCUCCUACUUCCAACCCGCCAUAGCCGGCACCCUCACCCUGCCCAAAACAUCCUCCCCGGACCACAAACUCCCCGCCAUCCUCCUCGUCCCUGGCUCCGGCCCCAUCGACCGCGACGAAACCGGCGGCGGAGGCAAAUGCUUCAAAGACCUCGCCCACGGCCUCUCCUCCUCAAAUCUCAUCACCCUACGCAUGGACAAACCCACCACCAUCAUCCUUCUCAAGCAACUGCUCACCAAAACCCUCACCCUCGAAGAUGAAUACAUCCACCCAGGACUCGCCGCCCUCCGCUACCUCGCCUCACACCCCAACGUCGACCCUACCAGAAUCUUCAUUCUAGGGCACAGCCUGGGAGGGCUGGUCGCGCCCCGUCUCUGCCGCGCAGCCGCCCAAGCUAAUCCUCGACUCCCCAUCGCCGGCCUGAUCUGCUGCGCCCCUUCAACCCGCAGUCUCGCCCAAAUCAUCGCGCGCCAAAUGCGGCAUUUGAACACGCACUUCCCCCGCGCCGACCCCGCACAGCACGACAAAGAAAUGGCGCAGUAUGAAGCCGUCAGCCGACUCUUCGACACUACCGGUGGCGUGCUGGGUCCAGGCGACGCCGACCCGACGAAAGAUCUCGCUGUCCCGCUGCCCCUGAGCUAUCUCAGGGAUAUCUGGGAGAACGACCCGAUUGCGAUCGCGAAGGAAUUAGACGUGCCUCUGUUGGUUGUGCAGGGGAAGGCGGACUGGCAGGUCACUGUGGCGGAUGAGUAUACUGCGUGGAGGGAGGGCCUGGAGGGUUCGAAGGCGAAGGAGAGGAUGGAGUGGAAGUUGUAUGAUGGGGUGGGACAUAUGUUGGGCGAGGUGGAUGCGGUGGGCAAGGUCGGGAAUUUCCAGUAUGCGGAGCCGUGGAACGUUAAGGAGGAGGUGGUGAGGGAUAUUGGGGGUUUUGUGAGGCAGGUCAGUGGGAUUGGCGUAGAAGGGGAACAGUAG